CUGGGCAACUUGCACUUCAUGAUAUGCUUUGCAACUUUGUUUUGUGUACACGCCAUUGUACACGCCAUUGUUUUGUGCACAAAGGCUUACCAUGUGCUAAAGCACAGAGAGACUGUUUGCAGAUGACCAAUAGUGCAAAUCGCGUCAAAAAUUACAUAGACUGACCGUUGCUUCAUAACAAAGAAUAAUGAGUCAGUUUCUUUAUUCCAUCAUAUUCCCAAGCCAAAAAAUAGUGAGUCUUUGGCUCCAUUUCAAACGAUGGAAAAGCCGGAUAUUUUAUCUAUGCACAGACAAAAUAUCUGGCGUGUACAACCGGCAUGUACAAAUGGCAAUUUCCCAUGCUUUAUCAUCAUAUCAAGAUAUUAGAUUGACGUGUAACCAUAUUCUUGAGCUCACCCUUAUUGAAAAGCUUCACCUGCAAUCAGCAUUACGACAGUUGCAAGGAGAUGUUAUAGACCAAUUCUAUGGCCGUACAUAUGAACGAAAAAAGCAGUGCGGGGCAGAGAAGAUUUAUGACCAACGUGGGUGUUAAGAUUAUGAUAAAAGGAACGAGUUUUGAAUGCUCUUGUGAUGGUGAUCAGCAAUCUGAUUCCUCAAAAGCAAAGGAGUCUGCGGUUGCAAAGCUGAUCUAACAGAAAUGAUCAUUGAGAGUUAUGGCUAAAAUCAACAGAUCGUAUACUGAAGAUGAAUUAGUUGACAGAUUUUGUCUGACGGCUGCUUCAUGAUUGUGGGGAUAUUACCAUCCUAUCAUUUUCUGCAUUAAUGAAUUGCAUCUUUAAGUGAGCAGAAAGUACGAAGUAUAAUGUUUUGGUUUGUUUGUAUGGCUAAGGCAUCCUCUGGAGUCUGGACACCUUCACAAAUCACACUUCUAGUGAGGAGAAACAUCCCUCUGUUGGAAGAACUUGUAGUUAAGAAGACAGUUUUUACAGAUACGAAGGCCCAUGCUAAGGUUGAAUGCUCAUGAUGAGCAGGGUAAAGAUAGUCAAAUGUGGUUUUCAUUUUAGGGUAUGUUUGGGAGUUAAGUUUUAGAGUUGAGGGGAAGGAUGAGGAAGGUUUGUGUCCCUCCCUUUUUGCUUUGGG
This is a messenger RNA of Cuscuta epithymum, 1080 nucleotides long. NCBI's taxonomy places the organism in Eukaryota, Viridiplantae, Streptophyta, Magnoliopsida, Solanales, Convolvulaceae. The record is from the annotation of a GenBank genome assembly.